UGGAGUCUGUGAUGGGUUCCCUAUCUAUGAUACUGGAGUCUGUGAGGGGUUCCCCAGCUAUGAUAUUGGGGUCUGUGAGGGGUCCCUCUGAACCCCACUAUCAGACUAGCCAGGAUACUGAGGUGACCGGACCCUUAAAAGUAAAUUUUCCCGCCUUCCCCUCCUGACUGGACAUCGUGUACACUGUAUCGCCCUUCCCGUCGGCUCAGCCCCGCAUCGGCCAUACUGCCACUUCGUCCCCACAAAACUUCUGCUCCCUUCUUCCUCAACUCUUUCUCCCCCGAGUGCCCCGCCAUCCAUGGUCAAUAAUGAACAACGGCAGCACGCAGAACACAUAUUCCUCUCCUUUAGAAAAUCAAAGUCCCCUUUCGCUGUAUGCAAACACAUAUUAGAAACUAGUAAAGUGGACUACGUACUUUUUCAAGCUGCCACCGCCAUCAUGGAAGCUGUCGUAAGAGAAUGGAUCCUUCUGGAAAAAAGUAGCAUAGAAUCACUCCGAACAUUCCUUUUAACUUAUGUCUUACAAAGGCCAAAUCUUCAGAAAUACGUACGAGAACAGAUCUUGCUGGCUGUAGCAGUCAUAGUAAAGAGAGGCUCUGUAGACAAAUCAAUCGACUGCAAGAGUAUUUUCCAUGAAGUCAACCAACUGAUAAGCAGCGGGAACCCUACAGUACAAACGUUGGCUUGUUCCAUAUUAACAGCACUUCUAAUAGAAUUCUCAAGUUCAAGCAAAACCAGCAACAUCGGACUCAGCAUGGAAUUUCAUGGGAACUGCAAAAGAAUAUUUCAGGAAGAAGAUUUACGGCGAAUCUUCAUGUUAACAAUAGAAGUUCUACAGGAGUUCAGCAGACGGGAAAAUCUUAAUGCUCAGAUGUCUUCAGUAUUCCAGCGCUAUCUUGCACUAGCCAAUCAAGUUUUAAGCUGGAACUUUCUGCCUCCAAACUUGGGCAGACAUUAUAUAGCCAUGUUUGAGUCCUCCCAAAAUGUGAUGUUAAAGCCGACAGAGUCCUGGCGUGAAACCCUCCUGGACAGCAGAGUUAUGGAGCUUUUCUUCACAGUUCAUUGUAAAAUCAGGGAAGACUCCGACAUGGCCCAAGACUCUCUUAUGUGCUUAGCACAGCUGGCGUCUCUCCAUGGACCCAUCUUUCCUGAUGAGAGGUCGCAAGUAGACUACUUGGCACAUUUCAUUGAAGGAUUACUGAAUACAAUUAAUGGGAUAGAAAUAGAAGAUUCGGAAGCAGUGGGGAUUUCCAAUAUAAUCAGUAACUUAAUAACAGUUUUUCCGCGCAAUAUUCUGACUGCCAUUCCUAAUGAUCUGUUCUCGUCAUUCGUGAACUGCCUCACACACCUCACAUGUUCCUUUGGAAGAAGUGCAGCCCUGGAGGAAGUACUUGACAAAGAUGACAUGGUAUACAUGGAAGCUUAUGAUAAGCUACUUGAAUCCUGGCUCACAUUGGUGCAAGAUGAUAAACAUUUCCAUAAAGGCUUCUUUACCCAGCAUGCCGUCCAGGUGUUCAACUCCUACAUCCAGUGCCAUCUAGCUGCUCCAGAUGGCACACGGAAUUUGACUGCUAAUGGUGUUGCCUCCCGGGAGGAGGAGGAAAUAAAUGAAAUUCAGGAAGAUGACCGUGACUUAUUUUCUGAUCAGCUGGCCAGCGUGGGGAUGCUGGGGAGAAUUGCAGCGGACCACUGCAUACCUCUGCUGACAAGCUUGUUAGAGGAUCGAGUGACAAGACUUCAUGGGCAGCUACAAAGGCACCAGCAGCAGUUACUGGCCUCACCGGGGCCAGGAUCAAUAGAUGAUAAUAAAGUGCUGGAUGACCUGUAUGAGGACAUUCACUGGCUCAUUUUAGUUACAGGCUACCUCUUGGCUGACGAUGCUCAGGGUGAGACUCCAUUAAUACCUCCAGAAAUAAUGGAAUAUUCAAUUAAACAGUCAACUGAGGUGGACAUCAAUACUACACUGCAGAUCCUAGGAUCCCCGGGGGAGAAAGCGUCCUCUAUACCCGGGUGUAACAGGACAGAUUCAGUUAUCAGGUUACUCUCUGCAGUUCUUCGAGCUUCAGAAGUAGAAUCUCGUGCCACAAGGGCGGAUUUAACCCAUCUUCUCAGCCCCCAAAUGGGGAAAGACAUUGUCUGGUUUCUGAAACGGUGGGCCAAGACUUAUCUCCUUGUGGAUGAGAAAUUAUAUGACCAGAUCAGUUUGCCAUUAAAUACAGCAUUUGGUGCAGACACAGAAGGAUCCCAAUGGAUCAUCGGUUAUCUUCUAGAAAAAGUGAUCAGCAAUCUGUCAGUGUGGAGCUCUGAACAGGAGUUGGCGAAUGACACUGUACAACUAUUAGUAGCCCUGGUAGAAAGGAGAGAGAGGGCCAAUUUAGUAAUACAGUGUGAAAACUGGUGGAAUCUUGCCAAACAAUUUGCACGGAGGAGUCCUCCCUUAAACUACCUGUCCAGCUCUGUACAGAGGACGCUCAUGAAGGCUCUGGUACUAGGAGGAUUUGCUCACAUGGAUUCCGAGACGAAACAGCAAUACUGGACUGAGGUUUUGCAGCCUUUACAACAGAGAUUUUUGAAUGUGAUAAAUCAAGAAAACUUCCAGCAAAUUUGCCAAGAGGAGGAGGUGAAGCAGGAGAUCACAGCCACACUAGAAGCCCUCUGCGGAAUCGCAGAAGCCACGCAGAUAGACAAUGUGGCCAUCCUCUUCAAUUUCCUUAUGGACUUUUUAACGAAUUGCAUUGGGUUAAUGGAGGUCUAUAAAAACACCCCAGAGACUGUGAACCUUAUUAUAGAAGUUUUUGUAGAAGUUGCACAUAAACAGAUUUGUUACCUUGGAGAGUCUAAAGCCAUGAAUCUGUAUGAAGCUUGUCUGACCCUGCUCCAAGUAUAUUCCAAAAACAAUCUGGGAAGAAAACGUAUAGAUGUAACCGCAGAGGAGGAUCAGUAUCAGGACCUCCUGCUUAUCAUGGAACUGCUCACUAAUCUGCUAUCGAAGGAGUUCAUUGACUUCAGUGACACAGAUGAAGUUUUUCGGCCCCAUGAGCAAGGACAAGCGACAAACAGGCCGGUGUCUGCAGCCGAUGUAGUUUUAUAUGGUGUCAAUAUUGUGCUGCCAUUAAUGUCACAAGACUUGCUGAAGUUCCCAUCACUUUGUAAUCAAUACUACAAGCUCAUCACGUUUAUAUGUGAAAUUUUCCCGGAGAAAAUUCCGCAGCUUCCGGAAGAUCUGUUCAAGAGCCUCAUGUACUCUCUUGAGCUAGGGAUGACUUCAAUGAGCUCGGAGGUUUCCCAGCUCUGUCUGGAAGCAUUAACCCCAUUGGCAGAGCAGUGUGCGAAAGCACAGGACACAGACUCCCCUCUGCUUGCAGCAACAAGGCACUUUCUAAAGCUGGUCUUUGACAUGCUUGUACUACAAAAACACAACGCAGAAAUGACGACGGCUGCAGGUGAAGCAUUUUACACAUUAGUCUGCUUAAACCAGGCAGAGUAUGCAGAGUUGGUGGAAACACUAUUAUCCAGUCAGCAAGAUCCUCUCAUUUACCAGCGUCUAGCAGAUGCCUUCAACAAACUGACGGCAAGCAGCACGCCUCCCACCCUGGACCGGAAACAGAAGAUGUCCUUCCUGAAGAGUCUGGAAGAAUUCAUGGCCAAUGUUGGAGGUCUCCUCUGUGUUAAAUGAGAGGCCAAACUUUUUUGUAAGACCCUCUCUGCAAAAUGCACUGAACCUGCUGAUGGCUGUCUAACCCCCCCACAACCUGCUCCCAGGCUUACACUUGCAUCUCUGGGCGGUUUUAAAGAACAUUUAUUUAAGUUAAAAGAAAAGGGGUCAGUAAGAUGCAUCAGCUGUAUGACUAUUCACAAAGCACAGAGCUGUGCUUGAACGGAUGAAUGGGUAAAGGUAUUUUUUUAAGAUAUUCCAUAUGCCUGAAAACAGAUAAUGGGCACGCCUGUUCUUUGCGGUGCCUUUCCCCUCUCAUCACACUUUGGUCGAAAGAGUGACAUGCCUAUCGAAUUAGAUGGUUUUUUUUUUGUUCUUUUUUUAUUCUAUAGAAUAUUAUUUUUUUCUAUUUUGUUAAAGAAUGUUAGAGCGAAUGUGCAAUAGACACACAUUGUAGCGAUGUCUAUCCACAGCUCAUCUGUACAUUCUCCUUCUUCACCCUCAUCCUUGCUUCUGAUUAAAUCAGUACACCAAAUGAUUUUUUUUAUUUACAUUUUUUUUUUUAAGCAACACACACAAAAUAUAUUGAAACUUUGUGGGAUUAUUUUUGUUCACAUGAACCAAGCGUUGCAUGUUUUUAUGUUUUGAUUAUAUUUUUUUGUAUUUGCCCUACACAAUUAUUGGCUUAAAAAAAAAAAAAAAGGGGGAAAAAAAAGAAUAUGUAUAUGAAUAUUUUUUUCUAACAGAAUUUAAUUUGUCACCAUUUCAUUGCCUUAUGAAAAAUGCAAACAAAAAUAUAUGAUGUGUAUAUUUAAUAUGUAUAUGGGUUUUCUAAACCCCCCAAAUAAUAGAUUUUAGCAGUCCUUAAGCACCUCUGUAGGGCGAGCAGCCCUCAGCCCAAACCAUUUUCUGGGGUCAUCUGGAUGAAAGCUUCAUGUGUGUGUAUGUGGGAAUGAUUUGCACACCCUGGCUCUGUUUGUUAUUGUUCCCCCUCCUCCCUUCUUUUUAUAUAAUUUUUAUCCCCCCCCCCCCCCCCCCCCCCCCAAUCGGACUGUUAGUUUCAGCAAUACAGAUGAAAAAGGUGUAAGCUGACCGUUUCUACACGCUUUAAGUUGGGGCAUUAGGUAUGCAAAUUUAUGCUGUUUUGGUCAAAUGUUUCCAGUGUGUGUCUUUUUUUGUUUCUUUUCUUUUUUUAAAUUUGUAUAAAAU
This is a messenger RNA of Hyla sarda, 4864 nucleotides long. It is a transcript of the gene XPO4, whose product is annotated as exportin 4. The record is from RefSeq and is a predicted model, not a curated record. Gene Ontology annotation, biological process: protein export from nucleus. Gene Ontology annotation, cellular component: nuclear pore; cytoplasm. Bases 299 to 3676 code for a protein of 1125 amino acids. Gene Ontology annotation, molecular function: nuclear export signal receptor activity. The transcript is spliced from 23 exons. Lineage: Eukaryota; Metazoa; Chordata; Amphibia; Anura; Hylidae.